Dromiciops gliroides (monito del monte) is the source of this 4033-nucleotide messenger RNA. It is a transcript of the gene MARK3, whose product is annotated as microtubule affinity regulating kinase 3. Lineage: Eukaryota; Metazoa; Chordata; Mammalia; Microbiotheria; Microbiotheriidae. Bases 859 to 2976 code for a protein of 705 amino acids. The record is from RefSeq and is a predicted model, not a curated record. The transcript has 18 exons. Gene Ontology annotation, biological process: intracellular signal transduction; protein phosphorylation. Gene Ontology annotation, cellular component: plasma membrane; cytoplasm. Gene Ontology annotation, molecular function: protein serine/threonine kinase activity; ATP binding.
CGGCCAUCUUGGAUCUCUGAGGAGAGGCGGCAGCGGGCUGCGGAGAUCCGGGCGGCUCAGGCAGGCAGGCAGGCGGGCGGGGCUGGGGCGGCAAGAGACUGUGAAGGGAGAUCGCAGUUCCCCACCCGAGGCCUCUUCCAUGAUCUGCACCUGUGACCCUCCGCUGCCUGUCCUCCACUCCUCUUCCAGGGCGGCUGGUGCCGGGGUGUGGAGGCCCCGGCGCUGAAACCUGAGGCGAGGAAGAGGAGCAGCAGCGGCCGGAGGAGUGCGAGGCUCGCGGGGGCUCGGGAGAGCCUGGCAGCCUCCCCUCCCCUGCCCGGCCCGGCCCUGCCCUUUCCACAGCCGCCGCCUCUGCCCGUGCUGCUUCCUGCCGGGCUGCCCAGCCCGGGAGCCGGGACGGACCUUAGAGACCCCCUAUCCCAGCUCCGCCUCGCCCUCCGCUGCCCUGCCCUGGGCACCGCUCUCCUCCCAGGACUUUCCCACGCCUGAAGCCUCCCCGCCCCUCCAGCUGCACCGGGGCGGGGAGGGGGAGGGGGGUCGGUGUCCGGUCGCAGACUCGGGGGGUGGGGCAGCGAAAGCAGCAUGAAGCCCGGAACCUGCCCGGGGAAUCAUUCGGCCAAGCCGGGGAUCUAGACCACUGUGCGGGGGGAGGGAGAAGGAAGCCACCCUCCCCCAUGGUGCCCCUUCAGAACCACUACUGAGACUGUCCUGUGGCCACCGGACCGGCGAGCCUUGAUUCUUUCUUCUUGUAGUCUUGUUUUUUCGGGCGUCCUUUUUGUUUCUUUCCUUUUUUGUUUCUCUUUUCUUUCUUUUUUUUUUGUUCUCCAUUGUGGGGAAAAAAAUUAAAAGUGAAUUAAAAUGUCCACUAGGACCCCCUUGCCAACGGUCAUUGAGCGAGACACUGAAAACCACACAUCUCAUGGAGAUGGACGUCAAGAAGUUACCUCUCGAACUGGGCGCUCUGGAGCUCGAUGUAGAAACUCAGUAGCUUCCUGUGCAGAUGAACAACCUCAUAUUGGAAACUAUAGACUUCUGAAAACAAUUGGCAAGGGAAAUUUUGCAAAAGUGAAACUGGCAAGACACAUCCUUACAGGCAGAGAAGUUGCAAUUAAAAUAAUUGACAAGACUCAGUUGAAUCCAACAAGUCUUCAGAAGCUCUUCAGAGAAGUAAGAAUAAUGAAGAUUUUAAACCAUCCAAACAUAGUUAAGUUAUUUGAAGUUAUUGAAACUGAAAAAACACUGUACUUAAUCAUGGAAUAUGCAAGUGGAGGUGAAGUAUUUGACUAUUUGGUUGCACAUGGAAGAAUGAAGGAAAAGGAAGCCAGAGCUAAGUUUAGACAGAUAGUAUCCGCGGUACAGUACUGCCACCAAAAGCAUAUUGUUCACAGGGAUCUUAAAGCUGAAAAUCUAUUGCUAGAUGCAGAUAUGAACAUUAAAAUAGCGGACUUUGGUUUUAGUAAUGAAUUUACUGUUGGAAAUAAACUAGAUACAUUUUGUGGCAGUCCUCCAUAUGCAGCUCCAGAACUCUUCCAGGGCAAAAAAUAUGAUGGACCUGAAGUGGAUGUUUGGAGUCUAGGUGUUAUUCUUUACACUCUUGUGAGUGGUUCUCUUCCUUUUGAUGGACAAAACCUAAAGGAACUGAGAGAGAGAGUAUUAAGAGGGAAAUAUAGAAUUCCUUUCUACAUGUCCACGGAUUGUGAAAAUCUCCUCAAACGUUUCCUGGUGCUAAAUCCAACCAAAAGAGGCACACUAGAGCAAAUCAUGAAGGACAGGUGGAUCAAUGCAGGGCAUGAGGAUGAUGAACUUAAACCAUUUGUAGAACCAGAGCUAGACAUCUCAGACCAGAAAAGAAUAGAUAUUAUGGUGGGAAUGGGAUAUUCACAAGAAGAAAUUCAAGAAUCUCUUAGUAAAAUGAAAUAUGAUGAAAUCACAGCCACAUAUUUGUUGUUGGGCAGAAAAUCAUCAGAGCUGGAUGCUAGUGAUUCAAGUUCCAGCAGCAAUCUUUCACUUGCUAAGGUUAGGCCAAGCAGUGAUCUUAAUAAUAGCACGGGACAAUCUCCUCACCACAAAGUCCAAAGAAGCAUUUCUUCAAGCCAGAAGCAAAGACGAUACAGUGAUCAUGGUGAAGGCCUCUCUUGUACAAAAAAGGAUGUAAUUCAGUCAAAUUUCCAAGCUGGACCAUCCAUUCCUCCAGUUGUGGCAUAUCCCAAAAGGAGUCAGACCAGCACUACAGAUAACGACCUUAAGGAAGAAGGAAUUCAGCCAAGGAAAUCCAGCAGUAGUGCUGUUGGAGGAAAGGGAUUAGCACCAGCUAGUCCCAUGCUGGGUAAUGCAAAUAAUCCAAAUAAGGCAGAUAUUCCUGAACGGAAGAAAAGUGCCACUAUUCCUAGCAAUAAUUCAACAUCUGGUGGGAUGACACGAAGAAAUACUUACGUUUGUAGUGAAAGGACUACUGCAGAUAGACAUUCAGUGAUUCAGAAUGGCAAAGAAAACAGCCUGACAGAAAUGUUCGCUUAUGCAGCUAGUCCUGCCUCAGUUUGUACCACAUCUUCUACCUGUAUUCGGCUGAGACAUCAGAAGUCGAUGUCCAUGUCAGCCUCUGGGCAGCCCAAGAUGAUGUUACCUCCAAUAGACAGUGAAGGAGAUAACUUCAAGGAUAUCACUGUUCCUGAUCAGAGGACUCCAGUUGCUUCAACACAUAGUAUCAGCAGUGCAACUACUCCUGAUCGAAUCCGCUUCCCAAGAGGAACUGUCAGUCGUAGCACUUUCCAUGGCCAGCCCCGGGAGCGGCGAACAGCAACUUACAAUGGCCCACCGGCAUCACCCAGCUUGUCACAUGAGGCAGCUCCUCUUUCUCAGACCAGAAGUAGGGGUUCCUCUAAUCUUUUUAGCAAAUUAACAUCAAAACUCACAAGAAGGAAAUCUGAAAGCCAAAAUCACACCUCAAAGGAUUCCCCCAGUGAGGUGCUGCUUUGAAACUACAUUUGCCUCCUGGUGGGUAUAUAUAUUCAAGCUUUUCUAUCCACACAGACUUUCCUGUUUGUCUGCUCUUCUAGGCAAGGGUUCAUCUCUUGGUCUCUUAUAUUGCCACUUUGAUUUUUAUGUGACCUGUGUUGUUUAAGAUGUGUGCUGAAUCCUUUAAUGUCAUAGGUCUAGAUCGUCAAUCCAAAACGUAGGUCAUAGGAUUCAUACUUGGAAGGGACCUUAGAUACCAUCUAGUCUAACCUCCUCCUUUUAUAAAUUAAGAAACUGAAAUUUCCUCAGCUAGUAAAUGUUAAGUAUUGUAACCCAAAUCUCUUGAUUACAACUGUUGAUUACAACAUUUCUUCCACUAUAUCCUGUGACACUCACAUUAAUCUCUUUUUUCUUUAGUUAAUAUAGCUUACAUAUGUUAAAGUACCAGUUGGGGAAAUUUUUUACAUGAGUCAUCAUUGAUUCAAACUUAGGGAAGAGCAUUUAGCCUCUUCCUCUUUCUCUGUAACCAUAGAGCCAGUUCUGAACCAAAGCAUAUUUGAGUUAUGAGCCAAUUUAAACUGCACACAAUAUUGUGUGUAUAUAACCAUCGUGAUAAUAUCCUGCAUCCUGCUCAUACCCCUAUUUUGUCUUUCCAUUGCCUUUUGGGUCACCUGCAAUUUUGAUUGUUCUGAAAUUAGAAUGUUACAUGAGCCAUAUUGUAUCAUUGGAAGAAUAUUCGUGUUAAAAAGGACAGCUUGGGGGCAGCUAGAUGGCUCAGUGGAUAGAGUACUAGCCCUGGAGUCAGGAGAACCUGAGUUCAAAUCCGGCCUCAGACACUUAACACUUACUAGCUGUGUGACCCUGGGCAAGUCACUUAACCCCAAUUGCCUCACUAAAAACAACAAAAAAAGGACAGCUUUUUGCAGCCUAGAAUAGCUUAGGGUCAUUGAUACCACUGCCCAGUUUCCCAAAUUCAGUCUAACCCAAAUUACUUGUCCUUUCUGAUCUUCCUGUUUUGAGAGAAAAAUAAUUUUUUAAAUGCUGUGAGCCACCUGACCUAUAAGUCAUGCUUAUCUUA